CCCGGGGAAAAUCUGAUGCCAAGGCCGAUCCGCACUAACCGAAUCCGCACAUGCCACCACACUGAGAUUUUGAGCUGCAAGUUCACGUUGGUGACUAGGCCAGGACCAACGCCCGCAAACAAUCUCCAAUCUCCCAACAUUGCCCCUCCCACACCAUAAACGCGCCCACGAGCAGCGCCAGAAUUGUAUUUCAUCCGCAAUUCACAUACUCAGCAACGAAGCGCCCGUCGAAUACCUACUAGUCAGAUCGCGCCCCGCCGCGCGCAACAACCGCAAAGAUGUCCUUGACAAAUUGCCGAUUCUACGAGGAGAAGUUUCCAGAGAUUGAUAGCUUUGUGAUGGUCAAUGUAAAGCAGGUACGAUACUGGCCAUGUAGUAGUAGAGGGAGAGAUAGCUGGAUAGACGCUCAUAAGAGUCACAGAUUGCGGAAAUGGGAGCCUACGUCAAACUCCUCGAAUAUGACAACAUUGACGGCAUGAUCUUACUAUCCGAACUAUCGAGGCGACGUAUCAGAAGUAUCCAGAAGCUCAUUCGAGUUGGGCGAAAUGAGGUCGUGGUCGUUCUGAGAGUAGACAAGGAGAAAGGUGGAGUUUUGACCCCGCUAUCAACCCUUGAUAGCAAACAAAGGCUAAUGCGGGGGGAAUAGGAUAUAUCGAUCUUUCCAAACGAAGAGUUUCGCCUGAGGAUAUCAUCAAGUGUGAGGAGAGAUACAACAAGGGCAAGAUGGUACAUUCGAUUAUGCGACACGUUGCUGAGAAGACACAACACCCCAUCGAGGACCUGUAUGAGCGCAUCGGUUGGCCCUUAAACAAAAAAUAUGGCCAUGCUGUGGAUGCUUUCAAGCUUUCGAUCACGUAGGGACUUUUCGCAUAAUACACUUGGCCCUUGCUGAUGAGUCAUAGAAACCCCGAUGUUUGGCAGGAUAUCUCAUUCCCCAACGAUAUUGUCGCUGACGAAUUUAAAUCGUAUAUCGGAAAGCGCCUUACUCCACAGCCAACAAAGGUUCGCGCGGAUGUGGAAGUGACCUGUUUUGGGUAUGAGGGCAUUGAUGCUGUUAAGACUGCUCUUCGAACUGCAGAAGCCAGAAACACACCCGAUAAUCAAGUCAAAGUCAAGCUUGUCUCGCCACCAUUAUACGUGCUUACGAGUACUUGUUUGGAGAAGUCGGUUGGGAUUGAAACUCUGGAAGCCGCAAUUGUCGAUAUCCGAAAAAACAUCGAGGGUGCUGGAGGGAACUGUAUCGUAAAGAUGGAACCAAAAGCGGUCACCGAAAAUGAUGACGCUGAGUUGCAAGCUUUGAUGGAGAAGCGGGAGAGAGAAAACGCCGAAGUCAGUGGAGACGAAAGUAUGUCCGACUCGGAUGAGAAUGCUGUGGAGGUUGUGUAAGUGGAUUUUAAAGGUUGGGGGUAUCUAAAAAAGCAUUCUGGUAAAA
Hymenoscyphus albidus is the source of this 1432-nucleotide messenger RNA. The record is from the annotation of a GenBank genome assembly. Lineage: Eukaryota; Fungi; Ascomycota; Leotiomycetes; Helotiales; Helotiaceae.